Fomitopsis serialis is the source of this 1314-nucleotide messenger RNA. RefSeq lists its product as uncharacterized. Gene Ontology annotation, molecular function: oxidoreductase activity, acting on CH-OH group of donors; flavin adenine dinucleotide binding. Lineage: Eukaryota; Fungi; Basidiomycota; Agaricomycetes; Polyporales; Fomitopsidaceae. The transcript is spliced from 15 exons. Bases 1 to 1314 code for a protein of 437 amino acids. The record is from RefSeq and is a predicted model, not a curated record.
AUGGAAGCGAAACUAGCUACCAUAGGUGACAUCGCGGAACAGCGCUUUGACUUCGUCGUCGUUGGCGGCGGUACUGCUGGACUUACUGUCGCAUCCCGACUGUCAGAGAAUCCGGAUGUGACUGUCGCCGUGUUAGAGGCAGGAAAGGCUAGCUUCGAUGACCCCAACGUUUUGAAACCCGACGGCUUCAUGCAGCAGUUGAUGCGACCCGCCUAUGAUUGGGCGUUCUUGACAGCGCCGCAGAAGCAUUUGGGAGACAAGGUCAUGCCGUGGUUCAGCAACCACACAGCUCAGGGUGUUCAGUUUGAACACAAUGGCAGUCAGUACAAUGUCUAUGUGAACAAGGAUGUUAUACUGUCUGCAGGUGCUGUCAAGUCACCCCAGAUACUGGAGCUCAGUGGUAUUGGCAGCUACAAUAUCCUGAGUUCUCAAGGGAUACCUGUGAAAGUUGACCUUCCAGGAGUUGGUGAAAACCUCAGAGACAAGGUUACAAUUUCCAUUACACUAGAAAUGAAGGAAGGACAUGACAUUUUCAGUUUUAACUUGAUGGCCAAUCCUGAGUUUCAUCCAAGAUUGAAUGAGAUUUUCCCAGAUACAGCUGGAGAUUUCUCCAGUGUCAUUUCUGGGAUGACCUUUGUCCCUAUACAGGCACUGCCAGACAACAUUCAAUCCACAGUUCUCAGCUCAGCAGAGGCUUUCACCAAGAAUGCUAAACAGCAAGGGUUGUACACCAAGGUGCAUGAGCUGCUUGGGGACCAUCUCAAGAGUGCCAAAAUCCCAGACUUUGAGGUGGUUGUGACACCUUUUGUACCCUCAGGCCCUGAUCCCAAGAAGCCCUACAUUUCUCUUGUAGUGUGCCUUAGUCAUCCAUUCUCUAGUGGGAAUAUUCAUAUACAGUCUCAAGACCCCAAGAUGAUCCCACUGAUUGACCCUCAUGUCUUUGAGAACUCACUAGACCUGGACAUCUUGGUGGAAGCCUUCAAAUUCACCAGACAGGUUGUCCAGACAGCCCCAUUCUGUGAUGUGGUCUCCAAAGAGAUAAACCCAGGGCUUGAUGCCAGCACUGAUGAUCAGAUCAAGGCUGCUAUCCAGAAGAAUCUUGCUACAAUCUGGCACAGCUCUGGUACUCUGUCAAUGCUGCCCAAACAGGAUGGUGGUGUGGUAGAUAGCAAGCUCAAGGUCUAUGGCACAACAAACAUACGUGUUGUUGAUAUGUCCAUUGUCCCUGCACCUAUCAGCAGCCAUACUCAGGCUAUUGUCUAUGCUAUGGCUGAACAAGCUGUGGACAUCAUCAGGAAAGAGUUUGGGUUGUAG